CUCAUAAAUCCUACUCCUCCCCUCAUCUCUCAAAUCCUCCAUACCUUCCUUCAUAAUGGUUGUUCUCUCUCAAUUAUUACAAGAAUCUUCAUCUUCUUCCACAACUCAUGGUCGUCAUUAUUAUGACGUCUUUUUGCGUUUUCGGGGUAUCGACACUCGUCUUAGUUUCACUGAUCACCUCCAUGAGGCGCUCCUCAAUGCUAACAUCACURCUUUUUUGGACGAUGAAGAGAUCGAAACUGGACUAUCUUUGAAACCGGAAUUGGAGACUGCAAUCAAAGCAUCUAGGGCUUCUAUUAUUGUGUUGUCUGAGAAUUAUGCUUCUUCAUCCUGGUGUCUCGAUGAAUUGGUAUUGAUCCUUGAUCAGAAGAGGACCUUCGGCCAUAUGGUUAUCCCCAUCUUCUAUCAUGUCGAGCCCACCGAUGUACGGAAGCAACAAGGCAGCUUUGGAAUUGCUAUGGCAAAACAUAAACAGAGGAUGGAAGCUGAGAAGAAUGAGGAGGAAAAAUGUCAAUUGGUUGAGAAAAUGAAUAAAUGGAAGAAAGCACUUGAAGAAGUUGCUAAUUUAAAAGGGAAGGAUGCAAAGGGAUGCAAUUUGGAAUCUUUUGACAUGUNAAUGAGCUUUGACUCUAUGCCAUCUAACAAUGAUAAGGAAUUGUUUAAGCAUAUUGCUUGUUUUUUUGUUGGAGAAGAUAGAAACUACAUUGAAACAAUAUUGAAGGCGUGUAGUAUUCGCACACUACAUGGGAUCACAAAUCUCAUUGAUAGAUGUCUUCUUACGAUCGGACCAAGUAAUGAGUUAAAGAUGCAUCCGUUGCUUCAAGAGAUGGGAAGAGAUGUAGUACGCCAAGAAUCACCAAACAAGCCAUGGAAGCGUAGUCGAUUAUGGUGUCAUGAGGAAUCAUUCAAUGUGUUGGAACAAAACAAGGGUUCUGGAAAACUUAAAGGCCUCGUUCUUGACAUGGAAAUGCUUGAGAAAGAGGACACGUGUGAAUCGUUUGAGUUGGAAACAGAUGCAUUGAGUAAGAUGUAUAAUCUAAUGCUACUACAACUCAAUUAUGUGAAAUUCAAUGGAUCUUAUAAGAAUUUCCCUAAAAAAUUAAGAUGGUUGUGCAUGCAUGGGUUCCCUUUAAAGUCUUUACCUUUAGACUUACCAAUGGAGAAUAUGGUUGUGCUCGACAUGUCUUACAGCAAUUUGGAAUCUUUUGACAUGUCUGAUGGUAACCCACAACAACCUAGGAAGAGGCAAAAGUUAAGUGGCUCAUGCUCAAAAGGCAAACAGUUGCUUCGAUCAUUGAAGAUUCUUAAUCUGAGUUUCUGUGACCAGCUUUGGAGUGUUGGUGGAUUUUCUGAAUUCCCYGCACUUGAGAGGUUAAUACUUUCAAAUUGCUCAAGUUUGAUUGAGGUUUGUGAGUCAAUUGAGCAWURUGAUGGACUUGACCUCAUUGAUCUGAGUUACUGCAAUAAGGCUGGGAAGCUUUUAAGAACGAUAAACAAGGUGAAGAACGUCAAAAUACUAAAAUUAGAUGGUUGUAAUAGCGGUGAAACUACGAUCGAGAUGAGGGAUGACGUGGAGGAAACGCUCAACUGUAACAACAUUGGAAUGAACUCACAAACSUCUUCAUCUGCCAUUGUGGAGGCUAUACCAAGAGCUUUCGAGUCCUAUAUGAUUUUUCUACCGAGUUCAUUAGUAUGUUUGUCACUAGCAAAUAAUAAUUUGUCCAACGAAUCCUUUCCGAUGGACAUGAGUAGCAUAUCCAUGUUGAAGGAGUUGUAUUUAGAUGGCAAUCUUUUUGUUUCACUGCCAAAUUGGGUGAGAAGCCUUUCCAGGCUUGAGAUACUUGGUAUUGGUGGGAAUGAUAGACUGAUGUCAUUGGAGCAUCCUCCACCUACACUAAAAAAAUUAAUAUUUGGUUUUAAUAGAGAUUCUGUAAAAUUGAAAGCUACAUUUGAUAGAGAAAUGUCCCCAAUCCUGUUAUACCAUAGUAUUAUCUACCCAUUUUCGGAGGGGAAUAUUGAAGGCAUGGUUAAAGAGGAAGAUAUGAGAGAUGUUGAGGAAAAGAUGGUUUAUGAAUUUGGGAUAUUCAGCACAUGGUAUGUGGGGAAAGAGAUGCCAAAUUGCGUAAGUGAUAGAAGGUGGGAGGGGUCAUCAAUCUCAUUUACCAUCCCAUCAUCUCCUUGCAAUCUUAGAGGCUUGAAUUUCCUCUGCGUGUUUAUACCUAAAGAGUUCAUAACAAGUGAGGGAGAGUUCUUUGCUUAUAUUUCAAGUAUAAGGAUUAGUAAUAUAACAAAGAUGUGCAGCUGGAUCUAUGAUGUUCAAAGGUUGUUUAAAGGAAGUAGAGAGGGUAUAACAUUUUCUAGCCAUUGGAUGUUUGGGAAGAAUGAGAUGGAAGAUGGUGAUCAAAUUACUAUUUUCCUAUUAGACGAUGAAGAUGAUAUUUUAAAGGAGUGUGGGGUGAGUUUUGUGUAUGAUGAAGAUGAAGAUGAAGAUGAAGAAGUGUUGGGUUAUUACAAGUCAUGGAAUCAUAUAAUUGGUGGGGAUCUCUCUCCUUUUCUAUAUACUACUCCCGGAGAAUAUUACCUACAACGAUUCCGCUUUAUGAGUGGAUUUCCAUGGCAUGAUAAUAGUUUCGACG
Cynara cardunculus var. scolymus (artichoke) is the source of this 2636-nucleotide messenger RNA. RefSeq names its product disease resistance protein RPS6-like. The transcript is spliced from 5 exons. Gene Ontology annotation, biological process: defense response; signal transduction. The annotation marks the transcript as partial. Lineage: Eukaryota; Viridiplantae; Streptophyta; Magnoliopsida; Asterales; Asteraceae. The record is from RefSeq and is a predicted model, not a curated record.